Messenger RNA from Amblyraja radiata (thorny skate), 844 nucleotides. It is a transcript of the gene mrps10, whose product is annotated as mitochondrial ribosomal protein S10. Gene Ontology annotation, biological process: translation. Gene Ontology annotation, cellular component: mitochondrion; ribosome; mitochondrial small ribosomal subunit. Lineage: Eukaryota; Metazoa; Chordata; Chondrichthyes; Rajiformes; Rajidae. The transcript has 7 exons. Bases 39 to 641 code for a protein of 200 amino acids. The record is from RefSeq and is a predicted model, not a curated record. Gene Ontology annotation, molecular function: structural constituent of ribosome.
GUCCGCGUCACUCGGAGGCAGCGGCGCCGCUCUUCAAGAUGGCGGCCGCGCCGGGGCUGGUGUGCAGUUUGUUACGGCAGCUGCAUCGGGUUGAUUGUGUGCCAUUCUUGAAUUGUGCUGCUAAUAAUACGAUAGCAGUACGCUUUUGGAAAAGGCCAUUGCCAACCCUGUCAUCGGGAAUCAAGUUGGGGUUUUCGCAUUACUCCACAGCUCCCUUGAUAACCAAAACAGAUGACCCCGAUACACUUUACAAGAAAGUCUGUGUGUUGGUAAAAGGCCAUGAUAAAAUGGUACUGGAUAGCUAUGAAUAUUUUGCCACACUUGCUGCAAAAGAGCUGAACAUCACUGUUGAUAAAGUGAAUGAGCCCACAAGGAAAAUCGAUAGAUUGACACUUCUCAAAUCUAUCCACAUUUUUAAGAAACAUCGAGUUCAAUAUGAAAUGAGAACACACUACAGAUGCAUAGAGCUCAAACAUUUGACUGGAAGCACUGCUGAUGUAUAUUUGGAAUAUAUCCAGCGCAAUCUUCCAGAAGGUGUCGCAAUGGAGGUAACCAAGACAAUGUUAAAAAAACUACCAGACCAUCUUAGGGAGCCUAUCUGGAACUCAGAUUCUCCUCAAGAUGAAGAAAAGCCAGUUUGAUUAAGCAAAAGUGGACAAUAUGUAAUGACUACUUAUUUUGAAUUGAAAUAAUCUGAAGGUCCUGACUUGAAAUGUUAACUACCGAUGUUCUCCAGAGAUGCUGUCUGACCUGCUGACUUAUUCCAACACUUUGUGUAUUUUUAUGUUAACUAGCAUCUGCAGUUCCUUAUGUCAUCAAAUAAAGUUAAUUUGUCAAAAUGCUA